Cooperia oncophora is the source of this 3609-nucleotide messenger RNA. Lineage: Eukaryota; Metazoa; Nematoda; Chromadorea; Rhabditida; Trichostrongylidae. The record is from the annotation of a GenBank genome assembly.
AUGAUAUCGUACAUGAUCGACGGAAAAGGAUUUCUCAUUAUCAAUCGUGACAUAGUAGCAGCGGAAAUAGAACCCUUCGAAUACACACCCACCAGGAAGAGUAAGCAAGGGAGAAUUUUUUAUAUUCAACACCCGAUGAAACAGCAACAAUCCGAAGUCCGACCGAAUAUUAUUGUUACGUACAACGGAGACUUCUUCGAUUGGCCGUUUGUUGAAACAAGGGCGCAAAUAAGAGGGAUGAGCAUGGAAAAUGAGAUCGGAUUCGCGAAAGAUUCCGCCGAUGAAUUCAAAUGCCGAAACUGUAUCCACAUGGAUGCGUUCAGAUGGGUAAAGCGGGAUUCCUACCUACCUGUUGGAAGUCAGAAUCUGAAAGCUGUUGCUAAAGCCAAAUUACGCUAUGAUCCAGUAGAAGUUGAUCCCGAAGAGAUGUGUAAAAUGGCACGAGAAGACCCACAGAGUUUAGCGAAUUACUCAGUUUCUGAUGCUGUAGCCACCUAUUACCUGUAUAUGAAAUACGUCCAUCCAUUCGUUUUUGCUUUGUGCACCAUCAUUCCGCUUGGUCCAGAUGACGUGCUCAGAAAGGGCUCAGGGACCUUGUGCGAAGCACUUUUGAUGGUGGAAGCUUUCCAUAGCAACAUCGUGUUUCCUAACAAAUAUACAGAAGAUGAUGAAUACAAAUCGACUAAGGAGUGCCAAAAGAUCGAGUCCGAAACGUACGUUGGUGGUCAUGUAGAGGCUUUAGAAGCAGGCGUGUUCCGGGCUGAUAUUCCGUGCAGCGGCUGCACUCGAGAGCUCCAUGAUUCGUACACGAGUAUGACACCUGGAGGAACACUCUUCCGACGAUGUGCAGAAGUUCAACAAGCCUUCACUGACCUGAUGGCUAUCCCUGCCAGGAUGGAAAACCCACGAAUUUACCACUUGGACGUUGGCGCCAUGUAUCCGAAUAUCAUUCUUACAAACAGGUUACAGCCAUGUGCGAUGGUCAAUGAGGAGAUAUGCAUGGCAUGUUGUUAUAAUCGUCCAGAUGCCAAGUGUAAAAGAGUCAUGAAUUGGGAAUGGAGGGGCGAACUGACUCCUGCCACGCGUGGUGAACUCCAACAAAUUGUCCAACAGCUGGAAGGGGAAACUUUUGGUAAACCAGCAAAAGCGUUCCAUCAAUUAGAAAAGGCUGAAAGGCAGGCUAUUGAGAAGAAAAGAAUACAAGACUAUUCUCGUCGUGUCUACGGUAAAACUCAUCUAACUCGCCUUGAAAUACGACAGACUAUGAUUUGUCAACGUGAAAACGCUUUUUACGUUGACACGAUUACAAAAGUGUUGAAAAAAGCUAAAUCAUCGCUCGAUGAACUGUCCAAAGACGAUAUCGCAGGCAUCAAAGCUGCCAAAGGUCGUAUCGUUUUAUACGAAUCUCUUCAACUUGCCCACAAGUGUAUUCUAAACUCUUUCUAUGGUUAUGUGAUGCGCAAAGGCAGCCGAUGGUUUUCCAUGGAAAUGGCUGGCAUCGUCUGCCACACUGGAGCUAAAAUCAUUACCGAGGCAAGGAAACUUGUAGAACAGAUUGGAAAGCCACUUGAGUUAGAUACCGACGGAAUAUGGUGCUUACUCCCGGCAUCUUUUCCUGAGAACGUCACCUUUGCUCUUCAGAACUGCAAACGAAAAUCUAUCACUGUGUCGUAUCCUGGUGCUAUGCUGAACGCUGUUGUGAACGCAGGCUUCACAAAUGAUCAGUAUCAUAAUUUGCAACCAGACGGGUCGUACACGAUCACACAAGAGAAUUCUAUUUUCUUCGAGGUGGAUGGACCAUACCAGUGCAUGGUUCUCCCUGCUUCAAAAGAGGAAGGGAAGAAACUCAAAAAGAGGUAUGCGGUGUUCAAUUUGGACGGAUCCUUGGCUGAACUGAAGGGUUUCGAAGUGAAAAGGCGUGGUGAACUCAAUAUUAUAAAACACUUCCAAUCAGACUUGUCUUGCAGCCUUUCUUUCGUGGAACGACCUGCGGAGGUCUACGAGAGCGCCUCACGUGAAGCGGACUACUGGCUUGAUGUUCUCUUUUCAAAAGGAGGGACACUGUCUGACGCCGAGUUGUUUGAUCUUAUCUCUGAAAAUAGAAGUAUGUCAAGAAACUGGACGGAUUACGGAGGUCAGAAGAAGUACGAUAUAGAUGCCGGCUUAGCAUGUAAAUUCGUCAUUUCACGUCACCCCAUUGGUGCUCCGGUGACUGAACGCGCCGUUCCCGUAGCCAUCUUUCAGGCUGAGGAGAAAGUUCGAUGUCAUUAUCUGAAACAAUGGACAAAGCAGCCCGGUCUACCUAUAGAGAAAAUGAACAUAAGGGAGGUUGGUAGCGCCUCCUCGGACUGGGAUACUACAAUUGAACGGAUUUGCGCGAAGCUGGUUAUACGAAAAACUCAUUUACCAAUCCCCUGCAGCAGCAAGGCAUUACCCAAUCCGUUUCAGCAGAAUUUCCGCAUCCCGGAUUGGCUUGCUAAUAAGAUAAAGAAUCGAUUUGAUGCUAUCCGCCAGCCAAGGAUCACAGAUCUUUUCCAAAAGAAGAGUCCGGACGAGUUACCCCCGCGCAGUCGAGAUGAGAUGGAGCUAGAGGAGACUAGUGAUAAAGACGAGGGGAACAAAGAAAACGACCCGAAGAAACAGCGUUCAGUACCUGAGAAAACCGCCGAAACUCUUACAAAGAAAACGCUUUCGCGUGACGGCUUUGACGAAUGGCUGCGAUAUCUGAAGAAGAAAUGGCGAUUAGCCAAAGUGAAUAAUCUCACCAGGAGAAAAGAAAGAGGAUCCACAAUGGUGGAACGAAUGUUGACAAAUACUCGAGAAUCUAUGCGAGAUAGGAUAUGGCAGAUACUGUCGAUAGAGGAGACGAUAACACCCGGUAUAUACAAUGUCUGGGUAGCUCUAGAAGGCCGAAUGGACAGAUUCCAGCUGCGAGUUCCUCGAAUUGUGAUCAUAAAUGAAAGGGAGCCCACAGAAGGCAGAGAUGUUGUACGCCGAGUGCUGCCUCAUCACAAAGCAGUACAUUACUUGUACGAACAUAUCAUAAGCGGAAGUACUGAACAGAAGCUUAUGAAUGAAAUCAAUGAAAAACUGUGCUGUUCACGUAUUGAAGGUAUUUAUGAGUCUCAAACUCCGUUGAUGUUCCGUGCAUUAACUCAGAUUGGAUGCCUUUGUCGUCCACUGGCUCCACCGAUUGGUGGAGUGUACUCGCUUGAGUCGCUGAGGAUGAUUCCUUUCUCGUCGGCUCAGUCCUAUCUAUUCAACGACUCUACUCGGACCGUGUUCCUUGUACAAGAUACGCGGCAAGUAUGGACGCUGAUUGAUUCUGCUUCCUCAACUGGUUCAUUUUUCAUAGUUCAACGCGGGGAAGUUGCAAUGCCAAACAUGGAUAGGAUGUAUUCUCAAAUAUAUGAUGAAGAGAAGGAUCAGAUGGCUUCCGGUGUUCAUAUUCAACAAGGUAUCAAGUUCACAACCCGUCAUUUCCGCGUUGCUGCUGAGGCCGAGAAGGAAAUCAACAAGGCGUUGCGGGUCUGUAGAGAGGCCAGUGUGAAGCCAACGCUAUUGUGUCUGCUCAUCGAUGAGGAACCGAGGGUAAUGGUGAGUUUGUAA